ACACAUUUUAUUCAUAUAAUAUCGAGAUGUGGUUAAUUUUAGUAUUCUCGUUAAUAUUUUUUUAUACUUCUUCUGGUAACCCAGUAGACGUCACAUUUAAAAAUGUCACGUUUCGUGGUUAUCAAAUGUUUACACCGAAAUUCAAACCUACAAUUCUUCUGGGAAAUAACCUAAAAGAUUUUUUACCGAAACUGCCUUUUGAUAACAUUGAAUUUUUAGAUCAAAAAAUUCCUAUUAUCUAUAAAGAAGCAAUUACCGAUAUUAGUCAAUUAUAUGAGUUGGAUAUGGAUUUUUGCGAAAUCAAAGAAAUCAGACCUGGAGCUUUCAGGAAUUUGACUAAUUUGAACAGAAUGUCUUUUAAAAUGAAUCAAUUACGAAGAAUCGAAAAUGGAGUUUUCAAUAAGCUUCCAGUAGAAACUAUCGACCUAAGCUUCAAUCAAAUAAGCUACAUCCAUACGAAAGCUUUCGAUGAUAUGCCGGAAUUGUUCCAGAUCAAUCUAGGAACGAAUUGGCUCUCGAAAUGGAACCCUGAUUGGUUCACUAACACCCCCAAAUUAUCAGUUCUUUAUUUCAGAAAUAAUUUCAUCGAGGAACUUCCAGCGGAAAGUUUUAAGAAUUUAAAAAAGGAAAGAUAUGUGACAAUUGAUUUAAUUUUUAAUGGGAAUAGGAUAUCUUCUAUACAUCGGGACGCAUUUGAGGGUUUGAAACAAAUACACAUACUAUCAUUGAGCAACAAUCUUUUACAAAAUUUCGAUAAAAAUUUAUUGAAAAACGUUGUUGUGAAAUACUUGAAAUUAAAUAAUAACAGCAUCGCGUGUUUCGAUGAUUUAGACGAAGUAUUUAAAGCAACUUACGCUUACAUAGACAACAAUCCAAUAAAAUGUGAUUGUUUGAAAAAAAUUCAAACUUGGUCGGAAAAAAACCAUAAAGACGUUGGAGUUGCAGACAUGAAUUGUCCAGAAGAUCAUCACAAUAUUAUAGAAAUCGAGGAUGUUCAGGAACUUGCUAAAGAUAUUUAUGCCAUUCAAAAAAUCACUUUGAUUUUACCAGAUAAUGAAAUUUCUUAAUUUCGAUCUUAAUAAUAGUUCAACAAAGGAAAUAAUUACCAGUAUACUAUAGUGAGUUGUCUAGAUUUAUUUAGUUAUGUUGCUAAGUUAAUUUAUACAAUCACCUGUAGUGCUUUUUGUGAGAAUUAUUAAAAUAAUUAUUACAUGG
Diorhabda carinulata is the source of this 1215-nucleotide messenger RNA. Its product is annotated as leucine-rich repeat-containing protein 70-like. Bases 27 to 1067 code for a protein of 346 amino acids. The record is from RefSeq and is a predicted model, not a curated record. Lineage: Eukaryota; Metazoa; Arthropoda; Insecta; Coleoptera; Chrysomelidae. The transcript is spliced from 2 exons.